AUGAGCGACGAGCAGGCACUCAAACGACUCCUCUACGGAGAUGUCGUCACAGGUUUCUGCCGACAAGGAGGCCAAGUUCGUCGAUACAAGGACACUCUGAAGACUUCCCUGAAGCGUCUGCAGAUCAACCUGGCCAACUGGCGGGAAAUCGACCAAUCUGGUGGGGGACAGUGAAGACAGACGCAAGGAUCUACGAAACCAACCGCAUCACCGCUGCCAAGGCCAAACGCGACUCUCGCAAAUCCCAACUGCACCCAACUAGCAAUGUCAACGCUCAACCACCCCCGACCUGCCCACGAUGCCAGCGGACGUUCCGGGCAGCAAUCGGCCUUGUAGGACAUCUUCGUACCAACUAUAGCACCCGGACUAGAUCAGCUGCUGUCUCCUCGUCCAACUCUCUCUCAUCUUCCACGCCGACAACUAACAUUAACAACACUCCCGAACCCCCACUACCAUCCUCCCCCUUCCUCUUCCUCCUCUGUCUUCUCAACAUCCGCUACGGCGGCUUCUGUGCCCACCACGGCUGCACACAAUCCUGACACACCAGCAAACAUUAACCCGCCACCCCCCACCAACAGUCCCAGUGACGUUGACUUUUUCCAUACCUUUUCUCAUUGCCACCGCACUUCCACCUCACACAUCGGCCUGGUCGGUCACUUGCGAAUCCAUCGCACAGAGGCUGACGAACCAGUGCCUGGGGCACCAACCUACACUCACUGCAUUCGCCUCCACUGUUCACAGUGUCCCCGAGCAUUCAUCCACCGCGUGGCUCUAUUCGGUCGCAUGCAUGUCCAUAACACACCUAACGCCUACUACACAUCCACCAUGCCUAGCUCCACCCACAUCCCGCCGCCCAACACACCCGUCACCAUCAGCUCCACCACAUUCAGCAUAUCUUGCACAUCUACCAUGCUCAGCUUAACCCACGCUCCGUCGUCCAGCGCAUCCACCAUCAGCAGCUCCACCACCGCCAAAAUCUCCGAAGCCGACACCGACACUGCCGGUUCUUCUAGCCCAUACUGUUCCCGUACAUUAACCUCAUGCAUCAGCCUGGUCGGCCACUUGCGAACCCACAAUGCCGCACAGAGACUGGCGAACCAGUGCCAGGAUCACCCACAUACACUCGCCGCAUCCGCCUCAGCUGCACUAACCGCACCAGCACCUUCGUCCACCGCAUGGGCCUAUUAGGCCACAUGCGCAUUCACAAAGACCUGCGGUCGACAACCGCCGGUUAAACCACACCAUCACAUCUUCCCUACCGACACCUGCACCACACAACAUAAUCAUAUACAUAUUGACCCAACUGUGAAAAACUCGGCGCCUCGGUGGGAUUCGAACCCACGCAGUAAGGGGAAGGCCUUAGCACAGCCAACGCUCUAACCACUCGAGCUACGAGGCCCCGCCGGACGACGCGAGUUUAAUCACAUUUGGGUCAAGUUACCCCCCCAACCUACUGCAACGUCUGGAAUCCACCAAAUCUGAUACAGUAAGUUGACUGCCCAAGCAGGAUUUCCUAAGUAAUUCACCUAGAAUCCACCAGAUUACUACCAGGCUCGCGUAAUUCAUUGAUAUUUUGGCAGAUUUUGACUAAUUCUUAUUGACCCAACUGUGAAAAACUCGGCGCCUCGGUGGGAUUCGAACCCACGCAAGCAUCCAAUUUCCACCUCCUACGCAAGUGGGAAGUGUACGCUUCGGCUCCGUCUCCAUGCUGCUUCCUUGUUGUGUGUGUGAUUCGAGUCUAAGGCUAUCUCGGUGCGUCAAGCGCGGUGACUUGGACGGCUGCUGAUUGACGUCCCAACUCAGCCCGCGCAAUCGGCUAAUUUGUGUGUUUAUGUGUGGAGUGCCGAACUGGUAGACUGAGAGCCAGACUGAAGCGGCCCCUUCUUAACGUAACCUACGGCACUCUCACGCAUGUGAGAUGCAUGCCGCCCAACCCCCGUUGUGUGAAGUCCUGGUGCUUGUGUUUGGGGGGCCAGGUCGUGCAUGUGACGCACGCAAACAAGGUCACUAGAUAUGUCAGCCACCGCGUCCAUUCCCCACAUCCGUCAGUUGGCCGGCUCCGAGAGUGACUGGGGCAUGAGACGGAAGGGAGGGUGAGGUGGACGAAUCAGCGCAUUUUCCUCCCUAUAAACAGUCUGACGCGCUUGAAGCUAUCACGGUGUGCUAAAAGCCGUGGCUCGGAGGGUUGUCAACUGACGGGAUAAAUUGGACCUCGCAGUCGGCCCAGUGUUGUUUGUUUGUGUGGAGUGUCCUGCUGGUGGUCUGAGAUUCAGGCUGCAAUGGCUUCUCUCUAAUGUGGCCUUUAUGGCACUCCCAGUCCGUGGGAUCCGAGCCAGGUGUGGCGGCACGCCUAGGUGCGACUCCGGCCGUGCCAGCCACACUUUUGUUGUUGGUCGAAAACCUGGUAAUUUGCUAUGUGGACCAGGGGCUGUGGAAUGAAGCGCCAAGGCCCGGGUUCGACCGCGCCAUCCAUCUGCGUCCACCUCCGCCUCCGAACUCCUUGGUUCUGUGCAAUGACUUACCGUACUAGCAACACAGGUAUUAGCGAAAUGCCCAGACACGCGUGUUUAGCCGAUCUUAUGCCGCUGCCUGACGCAGCUGCGAGGGGUUCUGCUCGUCAGUGGGUCCCCCGGCUUUCCCCGUGUGUUUUCUGGUAUAUGAACUCCAGGUUCAACUUGCUUUGGCUAUGUCCUGACAUCGGGUGCAGGUGGGGAGGUGAGAGUGCGGAAGAUGCAGCGAAAGUCUACAUUCACACGCAAAUCACCGUGUCUAUUUCACCUUGUUGUCGGUUUGGCGACCGAGGGUGUAUCCAAAUCACCUUCUCCUGCUUAGGAAGACGGAAGAACGUGUUGGUCUGAAUGAGGCGGUGUUCUGCGCGGGUUUGCGGGAGGAGCAGACCGUUGUCAUUGCAGUCGGCGAUUCCAUGAGGACCUAGCGUUUCGCUCCAGACAGGACAGCCUGUUCCGACGCGGGCACUGAAGUCACUAGGGGCCAUAAGCUUAUUCGCUUUUGGCACAGACACCAGGAGGGCGUGCAGGUCCUCGUCGAACUUGGUCUUCUCCUCGUCUGAGCCGGACAUUCGUUGGGGCGUAGGUGUUGAUGCUGGUGGCGAAGCUACCUCCCAGGAGAGGAUGACGGAGGCUCAUCAGGUGGUCGUUGAUGCUCUGCGGCAAACAGGGCAUUCGUUCCACGAUGUCGUUCCAAAUGGCAAAGGAGACGCCCGUGCCUCGUCGCCCUGCCCUUGGGCGACCGCUCAGAAGGAGUCGCAGUCGGCACCCACCUCCUCUAGUUGGCCUUCUUCGGAGGAACAGGUGUUGCUGGGUGCAACAAUGUCCACCUUCUGGCGCGUCACUUCUCGAGACAGUAACGUCGUCCUCCGUGCCAGUCUGUUGUUCCUGGCAUUGUCGAAACGCGAACGAAAAUUCGAGACUGUCUGA
Messenger RNA from Spirometra erinaceieuropaei, 3437 nucleotides. The record is from the annotation of a GenBank genome assembly. Lineage: Eukaryota; Metazoa; Platyhelminthes; Cestoda; Diphyllobothriidea; Diphyllobothriidae.